Messenger RNA from Daktulosphaira vitifoliae (grape phylloxera), 1498 nucleotides. RefSeq lists its product as uncharacterized. The coding region runs from base 158 to 1393 and encodes 411 amino acids. The transcript has 7 exons. The record is from RefSeq and is a predicted model, not a curated record. NCBI's taxonomy places the organism in Eukaryota, Metazoa, Arthropoda, Insecta, Hemiptera, Phylloxeridae.
AUUUGUAAGUUUUGAUUUUCGAAGGUCCAUUUCAUCAUAUCGAUUUUGGCAACCGUUCUGGUACACAACCAUAUGUAUAUAAAUGAUGAUGAAUAUCACACAAAAAUCAGUUGCGAAUUAUUUAAGUAAAGCAAUAAUCUAUCAUUUUUAGUAUAAAAUGGCUAACAUUAUUACAAGAGUAAUGAGAAUUGCCAAGAAGAAAUUUGGCUUAAGAAAAAAAUCCAAAGUCAUCUCAGUAGAUUGUGCAUCACAAACAAAUACAAUGGCAGAAGAAAUGGUCGCUCCAAUAAAAUCUGUUACAGAAAUAAAUAUUUUAGAGUCUCAGAUUAAAGAAGUAAAAGACAUGGCAGUUCAGACGUCUCUAUUAAACUCUCACAAAUUUACUCAGACAAAUAAUAAACUUAUUUAUAAUGUGUCUGAGACACAAACAGAAAUGUCGUUGUUUAAUUCGUUAAGUUGUGAAACACAAACUAGCGUCUCAAUAGAAAAUCUUAUUUUAAAUACAAAAUCUUUGGACGAGCCUCAUAAUUCAAAUUCAAAAUUGAUAAAUUAUAUGCACACUGGAGAACCAGUGUGCCUCUUAUCUACUAAAAAUGAGCCUCUUUUAAAAGGUAUGUUUAAUUUAACCACUGAAGGUAAAUUUGAACAAGAUUCUAAUAAAAAUAUCACAUUAGUUAAUGAAUUUAGAGAGCAUGAUUUGCAGUCAUGUACUUCGUUGCCCUUAGAAACAUCUAUAAAAGAAGAUGUGUCGAAUGAUUUGUCAAAUGCUGAAGUGUGCGUUAAUAAAACAUAUUCGAAUGACGGUGUAGAGAACAAGCAGACAAGAACUCAGGUCGACAAUGGACUAAAAAUCUAUACCCUGUUUAAUAUUCCUCAAAUUCAAUUAAGGAAUAAUUAUGUAUAUAACAUGAGAGUGCUGUAUUGUAAAACAGAUUAUAUUUGCAUGACAAAAGUAAAAAAUGAACAAAACAUAAGAUUUAUGGAAAACAGUAUGAAUUCACAUUACAAACAAACACAAGAUCACAAUUAUAAACCGCAACGUGAUGAACUCUGUGCUGUUAAAUAUAGUGAUGGUAGUUGGUAUAGAGGAAUUUGUAUUGAUAUUGAAAAUAGUGUGGAGGGAAGUAAUUUUUAUAUUAUUAAUUUAAUUGAUUGGGGAGAGUCGGUGUCUGUAACAUCUUCUGAACUGCGAAGAUUAGACAUUUUUUAUAUGAAACACGCACCAUUGGCAGUUAAAUGCAUCAUAUUAGAUUUCAAGUUAUUUAACGCACAUCAAAAAAAUCUGCGUAAACUACAGAAUAAUGAAUAUAAAUGUAAAAUAAAUUUAAGACUUGGCGACCGUAACUUUUUAAUAUCUUCAAAAACAAUUAUGGACAUAUUACGUGAUCGUUAAAAUUAUUGAUAUUUCUUUAUACUUUAUAUUUUUUUUGUCCAGUAUUCAAUUAAUUAACUUAACUUGUGUUUAAAGAAAUUAUUUACUGUUUUCAUUAUAUAAUUA